This is a messenger RNA of Humulus lupulus (European hop), 525 nucleotides long. RefSeq lists its product as uncharacterized. The transcript has a single exon. The record is from RefSeq and is a predicted model, not a curated record. The coding region runs from base 1 to 525 and encodes 174 amino acids. NCBI's taxonomy places the organism in Eukaryota, Viridiplantae, Streptophyta, Magnoliopsida, Rosales, Cannabaceae.
AUGGAGCUCACCACGGAACAAGAGCAAGCAUCCAAAAACCAUAAGAGAAUGGAGGAAAGGGUGAAGCGAUACAUAUCAUUAGGCCACACCGUCAACCUUGUUACUUCGGAAGAUAGAUGCUAUCCAGCCUCUGCAAUAACCUUCACAGAAGAUGACCUGGGGGGAGUACACCUACCCCAUGAUGAUCCUUUAGUCAUCUCAUUGCAGGUCGACCAUUGCCAGCUGGGGAGAGUUUUAGUCGAUGGGGGCAGUGGUGUUGAUGUCCUCUUCUGGGAAGCCUGUCAGAAGAUGGGACUCAAAGAAAGUAAGAUUAGACUAUCUGUUGUACCAAUCCUGGGAUUCAACAGCCAAAGGGUAUACCCGAAAGGCGCCGUUAGGUUGAACGUAGUUGCCGCAGAACGCACUUUGCCAGUAGACUUCCUCAUAGUGGACUCCGUCACAAGCUACAACGCUUUCAUGGGGAGGAACUGGAUCUACAUAAUGCAGGGAGUGGUCUCCACUUUACACCAAGUUAUGCGAUGCUAA